Messenger RNA from Nipponia nippon (crested ibis), 2690 nucleotides. The record is from RefSeq and is a predicted model, not a curated record. NCBI's taxonomy places the organism in Eukaryota, Metazoa, Chordata, Aves, Pelecaniformes, Threskiornithidae.
AUGGUGGCAUCUCCCGCGGUGGUGGCACCUCCCAAACCGUCCGCUCCCGCCACGGUGCCAUCUCCACCAGCUUCCUCCUCCGCCUCUCCCACCACCCUCGGAGCCACCUUCAAGGUGGGGGUGAUGGGUCCUUGGACCUGUGACCCCAUCCUGGCCCGGGCUUUGCCCGAGGUGGCCUCUCGCUUGGCCGUGGCCCGUCUCAACCGGGACCCAACCCUCAACGAAGGCUAUUGGUGGGACGCGGUGGUGUUGACCGAGGCGUGCCAGACCCCCCAAGCCGUGACGGGGCUUCUCAACGUCGAACGUUACGCCACCGGUUUGGUGGGACCGCUCAACCCGGCCACCUGCGGUGCUGCCGGCCUUCUAGCGGCCGCCUGGAACAAACCUUUGGUCUCCUGGGCUUGUUUGGGUGACGUCGAGGGGUUGGACACCUUGGUCACCCCCAUGCCGGAGCCAGCUGGGGUGCUCCACGCCGUCCUCCGUUUCUUCCGUUGGGCCCACGUGGCCGUGCUCUCCGCCCCACAGGACCUCUGGCGCGAGGUGGGGCAGGGUUUGGCCCAGGACCUCCGGGCUCGGGGGUUGCCCGUCACCGUCGUCACCGCUGCCGGGAGCCAGGAGGACGAAGCUCGCGAAGCUCUGAGGAGGGUGCAGAGGGCUGACGGCGAGAGGGUGGUGGUGAUGUGCAUGCACUCGGUGCUGCUGGGCGGCGAGGAGCAGCGGGGCCUCCUGGAGAAGGCCGAGGAGAUGGGCAUGACCGACGGCACCUACGUCUUCAUCCCCUACGACACCCUCACCUUCCCCCUGCCCUACCGCCGCGUCCCCUACCCCGUCCUGGCCAACAACACCAAGCUGCGCCUGGCCUACGACGCCGUCUUCACCGUCACCAUCGACUCGCCCGACGUCACCUUCCACGAGGCUCUGCGCCAGGCCAAGGAGACCUAUGAGAUCCCCGCGCACAUCGAACCCACGCAGGUCCACCCCCUCUUCGCCACCAUCUACAACUCCAUCCACUUCUUGGCCAAGGCGGUGGAGGCCACGCGCCGAAGCGGCCGUUGGGUGAUGGGCAGCAGCGUGGCCGAACACGCCCGCGACUUCCACCUGGAGGGCUUCUGCCAACCCUUCGCCGUCACCGAGGACGGGGACGUCACCGUCCCUUACGUGGUGCUGGACACGGACGGCAAAGGCGACCAGUUGUGGCCAGUUUACGGACUGGAACCGGGCACGCGGGGGUUGAGCCACCGUGGCUACAGCGUCCACUGGCCGCACAGCUCCAGCCCCGGCACCGACGCCGGCUGUUGGUUCGAGUCGGGGACCAUCUGCAACGGGGGGAUGGACGCCACCUUCGUCCUCCUCCUCUUUCUCCUCAUCUCCGCCCUCGUCGCCGCGGGGGCUGCCCUCGCCUGCUUCAUCCGGCGCCGCAUCCAGCAGGCCCAGCUGAUGAAGGGACCCAACAAGAUCAUCCUCACCAUGGAGGACCUGACCUUCAUCAACACCCAGAGCAGCAAGCGGGUGAGGGAUGGGUGGCCCUACCGGGGCGGGGACGGGGACUUCUGUGGUGGCCAUGUGGGCUUCAAGGAUGCCCUGUGGUCAUUUGUGGCCUUGCCGUCACCCGCUCUGUCCCCCCCCCAGGGUGACUGGGUCUGGCUGAAGAAGUUCCCCGGAGAGCAGCACAGUGAGGUGAAACCGGCCACCAAGUUGGCCUUCUGCAAGCUGCGUGACCUGCGCCACGAGAACGUCAACCUCUUCCUGGGCUUCUUCCACGAUUGCGGCAUCUUCGCCAUCGUCUCGGAGCACUGCUCCCGCGGCAGCCUGGAGGACCUGCUGCGCAACGAGGACAUGAAGCUCGACUGGAUGUUCAAGUCCUCCCUCCUCAUCGACCUCAUCAAGGUGGCUCUUGGGUUGCUGGGGGCGGUGGUGGUGCUGGGGACCAUGGUGAUGGCCUUGGUGGUGACCAUGGUGGUGCUGGGGACCAUGGCGAUGGCCUUGGUAGUGGUUGUGGUGGUGCUGGUAACCAUGGUGAUGGCCUUGGUGGUGACCAUGGUGGUGCUGGGGACCAUGGCGAUGGCCUUGGUGGUGCCCAUGGUGGUCAUGGUGGUGCUGGGGACCAUGGCGAUGGCGUUGGUGGUGACCAUGGUGGUUGUGGUGGUGCUGGUAACCAUGGCGAUGGCCUUGGUGGUGACCAUGGUGGUCAUGGUGGUGUUGGUGACCAUGGUGAUGGCCUUGGUGGUGGCUGUGGUGGUGCUGGUAACCAUGGCGAUGGCCUUGGUGGUGCCCAUGGUGGUGCUGGGGACCAUGGCGAUGGCGUUGGUGGUGACCAUGGUGGUCAUGGAGGUGCUGGGGACCAUGGUGCUGGCCUUGGUCGUGACCAUGGUGGUUAUGGAGGUGCUGGGGACCAUGGCGAUGGCCUUGGUGGUGGCCAUGAUGGUUGUGGUGGUGCUGGGGACCAUGGCGAUGGCCUUGGUGGUGACCAUGGUGGUUGUGGUGGUGGUGGUGACCAUGGUGAUGGCCAUGGUGAUGGCCGCGGUGGCAGUGACUAUAGCAGUAGCCAUGAUGGUGGCUGUGCUGGUGGUGGUGGUAGCCAUGGUGGCAGUGCCCUUGCCAGUAGCCAUGGUGAUGGCCAUGGUGGUGGCCAUGGUGAUGGUGGCGGCCAUGGCAGGAGCCAUAGUUAUGGCCCCGGGCAUGGGCACCCU